Molecule: messenger RNA, 1301 nt
Organism: Tigriopus californicus
Lineage: Eukaryota; Metazoa; Arthropoda; Copepoda; Harpacticoida; Harpacticidae
Exons: 2
Coding region: 459-1205 (248 amino acids)
Molecular function (GO): protein binding
Source: RefSeq, a predicted model, not a curated record
AUAUUUGCAUGGCAAGUGCCUACCGCCAGUCACAGAACAGCCCAAGUUAGACUCUGCCAGUUCAGGCACCUUGCAGUCUCCAGUCUGUCUUAAAUAUCUUGUUAUACCGUCUGUAAUUAUAAUGUAUAGAGAUCCUUCAGCGUACAUCUCCACAACACUAUCUGAACUUUGCGCCAAUAUUCAAGACCCUAGUGAUUGGCCAAAAGGGUAAGCAUAACAACAAAAAUGACGUCACGCUACCUGCUAUUGGCUCUCGGCAAACCGGCGCGUUACUUGAUUGGUCGAGAAGAUCACGUCACCUGUUUCAAAGUCUGACUUGAAAACACAACAGAGUGGUUUUGUGGUGCCGACUAGAGUUCGGACUUGUACGUGCUCGCCUCAGCCCACGCCCUAGUCCGGACAACAGCGCUUCCCCCAUUUUCAAUAAACAUUUUUACAACUCGGUUCACGUCGCGACCAUGCUGGAAGCCAAACAAAAGCGGAAACGUGUGGUCCUCAAAUCCGACAUCUGCAACAUGUCUACUGCGUACAAGGUCUUCCUUCACGAGGAGGGCGAAGAGGUCGACGAAAUCCGGAGGUUCGUCAUCCAUGAUGACGCCUGCACAUCCUUUGUCUGUGUCCAGAAGAAGCUGGAGGACAUGUAUCCAAAGCUCAAGGACAAAACGUUUGUCGUCACCUGGAAGGAUGACGCGAACGACAUGGUGACCAUCGCCAAUGACGAGGACCUCAUUCUGGCUCUCACUGAGAUGUCCGGCCCGCCCUACAACAUCUACGUCAGGAAAGGUGUUGUCAAGCCAAAAGUGCCAAGUAGACGACGAACUGUCCCGGAAUGGGAGAACAUCAUCAAGGAGCAAGUUCAGAAAGCAGUGGAUCAAAAGGACAUUCUGCUCGAACAAGUCAUCCAGGAGCGAGAUGCUCUCCGUCGAGAUCUUGAUCGUGCUGGUCAGACAAUUGACAGACAACAGACAUUCAUUGAAAAUAUUGUCGGUUCCCAACAAAAAUCACGUCCUCUGAAUAGCCUAGGUAUCCAAUCCGAUGACUUGAACAACGCCCUUUCCAUAUUGGGCGCACCUGUUCCAGGAACUACUUUCCAAACCGAUAAAGGAGGUUUGGAGCACAACAAAAGCGUUCAGCUCCAACGUUUCUUAAUUUCAAACAUUGACCUAAUUUUGCAAAGACGACAGCGAGCAAAAUUUGCUCAUUGAAUAAGUUUGACGACGAAAUAUACGAGUACCUUGUCUCGACGAUCUAUGUCCUUUGUUUGUUUACAAGGUGAAAAUAAAAUUGCACAUUACCAAUUA